AAUGCCCGUGCUCCAGACAGCCUUGGCCCAGAAGAACAUGGUCUAGACCAGAGUACCAACUAGAACAAUUUCUCAUUUCGCACUAUCAGCUGUACCACCAUGAGUUCAAACCCUGCACAUAAGCCUGUAUUUCUGGUAUUUCCUCCAGAUAUCGUUAUCCCAGAAUACCAGUCAUCGGAGCUCACAGAGACAUCCCAUGAGACAAAAGUUCACUACCCAAAAUUACUUGCUACAAAACUGAAAGUCUUAGGGAGCAUCCAGAUCCUCCUUGGAGUACUGAACUUCUCUUUUGGAGUUAUUUUCCGGUUUACUCUUGAAGACCCGUAUCCAAGGUUUCCCUUUAUAUUUAUUUCUGGCUAUCUAUUCUGGGGCUCCAUUUUGUUCAUUAAUUCUGGAGCCUUCCUAGUUGCUCUGGAAAGAAGAACCACAGAAACUAUGGUGAGACUGAAUCGCUUGAUGAACUUUCUCAGUGUCCUGGCAGCGAUCGCUGGCAUCGUUCUCCUCACAUUUGGCUUCAUCACUGAUGAGAAGUAUCUGUGUGGCUACUCCAAGGACAGCCCCCCAUGUGGAGCUGUUACCUCCCUAUUCCUUGGAAUUUUGACUUUGUUGGCAGCCAUCACCAUCAUUGAACUGUUUGUUUCUGUGACCGCCUCAUUUCUCAAUACCCCAUUCACCUGUUUAAAUUGUGAGGAAUGAUGUGGAAUAGCGCCGUGAGAGUAAAGAUAUGUUAUGUAUGAUGUUCUUGAAAGAUGAAAUAUGCCAGUGAAGAAAGGUCAGAAGGAAGACAGAACCAUAAGGCUGGCAACUCUGGAGCAGGGGCGUGAACUGAGCGGAGAUUCAAGGAAGAGUUUGGGGACAUUAUGGCUCAUUGCACACAUGCUGCCUCUUUGCAAUGUCAUCUCCUCCUCCCCAGAUCACACCGUCACCUUGGUGUCCCCUCCUCUGUAACUCAUGCAGUCCUGGAGCUAAAGGACGAUGAUGCCGUGUGGUCAGUUACAAAUAGAGGAAUAAACCAAACUGCAAGGUGAGGAAAAUCAGGACCCGACAUCUCCUCAUGUCUCCACAAGACUCCACCUGAUGCCUCCUACCUCACGGUUGUGUGGAAAGAUGAGGUGGUUUCAAGACUGAGUUGGCUCCCAGAUCUUACAAGAUCCUCAGUGUUAAGAGUCACUUCCAACCAUGAGUAUAGUUGCAACAAUAAAGGCAGACACUGGUGCAGAGCCACUACUACAGUGGUCCAGGAA
Molecule: messenger RNA, 1244 nt
Organism: Erinaceus europaeus (western European hedgehog)
Lineage: Eukaryota; Metazoa; Chordata; Mammalia; Eulipotyphla; Erinaceidae
Gene: MS4A5
Product: membrane spanning 4-domains A5
Exons: 5
Coding region: 100-696 (198 amino acids)
Biological process (GO): cell surface receptor signaling pathway
Cellular component (GO): plasma membrane
Source: RefSeq, a predicted model, not a curated record